CGCUUUCUCUGUUUCAAACCCUCAAACUAACAAAAAAAAACCAAAAAGAAACUCAUCCAAUUUUUAUUUUUCCAUUAAAUUCCAGACGAUAUGAGAAAUAUAAUCUCAGCCUCAUCGCCGGUAUAUUCACCGGAGCCGCCAGCAGUAUCACCGCGGACGCCCUGGCACUCUCCGGUGCCGUACUUGUUCGGGGGACUGGCAGCGAUGCUGGGUCUAAUCGCGUUCGCGCUGCUGAUUCUGGCUUGCUCCUACUGGAAGCUGUCCAUCCAAACGGAAGAAAGAGAGGGAGAGAACGGAGAUUUGGAGAGCGGAAACAAUAUCGGGGAAAUGGAGGAAGAGAAGAUUAAGCAACAGCAAACGAAGAAGAUUUUUGAAGAGAAGAUUUUGGUGAUUAUGGCCGGAGACCAAAAUCCCACUUUCUUGGCGACGCCGGUGACCACUCCCAAAUCCUCUUCCAUUUCCCAGAACUCUAAGAAUGUUUGUUCGGGAAAGUUUGAUAAUUUUGUUGAGAAAAAUGAGGUGGGUUGUAAUUGUGAGGAAAAGUAAAGAAAUGGGUCACCAUCAAAAUCAAGAACAACAACAACAUCAAGAACAACAACAACAUCAAGAAGCUGAGUGCUCUACCAAUAAUCCUCUUCUUCUUCUUCUUCUUCUUCUUCUUCUUCUUCUUCUUCUUCUUCUUCUUCUUCUUCUUCUUCUUCUUCUUCUUCUUCUUCUUCUUCUUUCUUCUUCUUCUUCUUCUUCUUCUUCUUCUUCUUCUUCUUCUUCUUCUUCUUCUUCUUCUUCUUCUUCUUCUUCUUCUUCUUCUUCUUCUUCUUCUUCUUCUUCUUCUUCUUCUUCUUCUUCUUCUUCUUCUUCUUCUUCUUCUUCUUCUUCUUCUUCUUCUUCUUCUUCUUCUUCUUCUUCUUCUUUCUUCUUCUUCUUCUUCUUCUUCUUCUUCUUCUUCUUCUUCUUCUUCUUCUUCUUCUUCUUCUUCUUCUUCUUCUUCUUCUUCUUCUUCUUCUUUCUUCUUCUUCUUCUUUUCUUUUUGGUUGUUUUUUAUAAACCAAAUUUUCCAAUUUUGGAUAUGGAUGAAUGUUUCUAUGUAAUUUUGUUUUAGAUGUAACGAGAAAUGUAAAUUAAAAUUUUGGAGAGAUAAAAUGGAGAGUUAUGAGAUAAUGAUAAUAAUAUUUGCGAGUGAGUUUUGUUUAAAAAUGAAAACUUUCAUUUCCCAACCCUUUGUGUGUGUAAAAUUUAUGAGAAUGUAAAAAAGAAAAAGAAAAAAGCUUUUUCCAUUUCACACUUUUUUCUUUU
Cucumis melo (muskmelon) is the source of this 1293-nucleotide messenger RNA. Its product is annotated as protein GLUTAMINE DUMPER 5-like. The record is from RefSeq and is a predicted model, not a curated record. NCBI's taxonomy places the organism in Eukaryota, Viridiplantae, Streptophyta, Magnoliopsida, Cucurbitales, Cucurbitaceae. Gene Ontology annotation, biological process: regulation of amino acid export.